AUGUCGCUUGAAACAUGCCCAACAGAAAUCCUGCAGGAAGUCGGCGAAUACGCCUCACUCCCCGCCCUGAACGCCCUAACCCGCACCAACCGCCUCUUCCACUCAAUCUUCGACCCGCUACCCUACAUCCAUGAUGCCCGGCGCGCGCGCGGCCAACCUGCCAGUGCCGGAGGUGCACCUGCACUCCGCUGGGCAGCGAGGCAUGGCCUGCUGCGCACGCUGCAGCAAUCUCUCCAGGGCGGCUCGGAGGUUCCUCCUCGCGCUCCCUUGAUGCGCUGCGCUCCAGGUCUUCUGGAACGGACCGUUUACGGCCUUAUGGCCACCAAGCGGUUUGUGGAACCGGUGCCGCCGGCGCAUCCGCUAUGCCUGGUGGUUCAGGGCGGGCACACGGACGUUGUUGAGUUCCUCCUAGAUCAGAAAGGGUGUGAUGUGGAUAUGGUCGAUCCCGAGAGAUUCUCGCUGCUCGAGCUGGCCGUUAUCCAUGGACACGUGCAUCUGGUCGAGGGGUUACUGUGUAGGGGUGCGAGUCAGCUACUGCGGCCGUUGGUUAAUGGGUGCCCGAUUCAGGUUGCCGUCAAGUUGGAGAAAUUGGAUAUGGUGCGCCUCCUUUGGGAGCAAGGCCAGUAA
Molecule: messenger RNA, 627 nt
Organism: Aspergillus calidoustus
Lineage: Eukaryota; Fungi; Ascomycota; Eurotiomycetes; Eurotiales; Aspergillaceae
Source: the annotation of a GenBank genome assembly